Molecule: messenger RNA, 2425 nt
Organism: Homarus americanus (American lobster)
Lineage: Eukaryota; Metazoa; Arthropoda; Malacostraca; Decapoda; Nephropidae
Product: alpha-(1,3)-fucosyltransferase C-like
Exons: 6
Coding region: 412-2265 (617 amino acids)
Cellular component (GO): membrane
Molecular function (GO): alpha-(1->3)-fucosyltransferase activity
Source: RefSeq, a predicted model, not a curated record
UCCUUCUUCUUCCUCAAAGCUUCCUCCUUGCUCAGGCUCCUCCCUCUCCUCCUCAUCUGCCUACGCGUAUCCGGUGUGAAAAGAACCAUGGAGGAUGACUUGGCUGAUAGCUGAGUCUAUGAAGUUCCCCAGUCCGGACAGUCCCCAGUCAGUGUUAGACAGCAGCGGAGGCCACACGACUCAUUCUCUGUGUACUCCAGGAGGCCCCCAGUCACUCCUCAUCUUGUUUUCGUUACCAACUCGUCUGCACAGAGAGUAACGGAAACAAACUAUUUUAUAAACGAUACGUGAAUGAACUGUCGGAACGAAUUAUGUAUUAGUUGAAAACACGCAAAUGUUUAAGAAGGUGUUGGCUUGGUGCAGAUGAAGGAAGGUGCGCCAGCUAGCUAAUAGUUGAACUGACGGUCUUCCAUGGCACAGGAGCUGCUAAGAAUGUUGAGUCAAGGAGCCUCCUCUCUCCCACGUAUGAAUCGCUCACUUAAAAUAUUUCAGAAAAAGAGAUAUGUCGCCGUUUUAUUGCUUCUCACGAUAAUCUUACUAAUAUAUACAGACAAUACCACUGUGAAGUACAAGGAAGUGGUUUUUUCCCGAGGGGACAAUGGUGAGGCGAGGGGGAUCCAGACAGACGAUAUGCCUGGGCCUCUUAGGGAUGUUGCUGGAGCGUACGGGAGACAAGAGCCAAGCAGUCACCCCUCAUAUUCUGAAGUGCUCUCAGGGCCUAGAAACAUAAAAAAGCAGUAUAUUGGUAAUAAAUUGGGUGAUGGUCCAAGUGUAAAAGAAACAAAUGAGAACAGAGAAUCAAAUUUUGCCAUCAAUAUCUUGUCAAAGAACAAACAGCUAAAAGGGAGUGAGAACGAAUCGAAUGACAUUCAUAUGGGCAAUAACACGGAGAGGCUGAAAAACUUGUCACGGAUUAAUGAAAUAGAAAAUUUAGACCAUGAAGAAACACAUAUAGAAGAGAAAGAGGGUGAGGUGUAUCAGGUAAUGGAACCUUUGUCCGCUGUGCCCACCGCAACCAUUGUGCCGCACAAAAAGACCAUCAACAAAUCACUUUCUUUUGACAGAGCUCAAGGAUCUUCGCCACAGAAAACUGUCCUAUUUUAUGAUCGCUUUUUCUAUAAUCCCUGGCAACCUUUCGUAGAAAAAAUGACAAAACUUAAAGGAAAGAACUGCCCUGUAACCAACUGCGUCUUCAUCUACAACAGCUCACACCCAGAAGACGCCGACGCCGUCAUCUUCCACGCCGCUGACUUUAACCCCAAAAAUGUUCCAAAAAUCCGGAAGCCGCAACAGAGAUACAUCUGGCUGAACCUAGAAUCUCCCUCAGGGAAAAACUUGACCAACUCUCAGUCAAUGCAGAAUUUAAUCGACGAGAGAUGGUUCAGUAAAGAAGGCUUCUUCAACUGGUCUUAUACUUACCACAGAGACUCAGACCUUCUCUUACUUUAUGGCGGUCUGGAAUCCUUGAGAGGCGAGAGAGACCCUACCCGGCCCGGUCUCAUAGACAUUUCUGGACCCACGUACAAGGAUUAUAUAACGGCUCUUGACGGCGGAGACCAGCUGAUGGAUGAUCCCAACCAUGACUGGCCCUCCUUCUUCACCAGGCCCAAGAUGUUAAUCUGGAUGGUAUCUCACUGUAGUACCCACUCUGGUCGAGAGUUCUACGUGAAGAAACUUCAAGAAUACCUGCCCGUGGACGUGUACGGCCUGUGUGGUGACCUCCGCUGCGACAAGAACAACAAGGACCUUUGCUAUGCUGACGUUCUCAGACCCAAGUACAAGUUCUACCUCUCCUUCGAGAACAACAUGUGCGAUGAUUAUAUCACAGAGAAGGUGUGGCUGCCGAUGAACUACGGGCUUGUGCCAGUGGUGUUUGGGGGUGCCAACUACUCCCGUUUCCUGCCACCACACUCUUACCUGGAUGCCACUCAAAUGACCCCCGCUCAGUUGGCUACCUCCCUUAUCAGGAUAAACAGCUCCUCUCAAGAGUACGGUCGCUACCAUCUGUGGAGACGUUAUUGGCAAGUGUUACAACAUCUGCCCAUGUGUGAGCUGUGUCAGAAGCUACACGAAGACAAGACGAGCACAGCUAUACAGCACUUAGGCCCCUGGUGGAGAACGGUCAACAAGUGCUGGACCCAGUACCCUGAGCACAGUUACCCGCGCCGCCCAGAGCCCGACACCAGGACUUUCACCCAGAAGCUUACCGAAUCCGUUCAUCUGAUAGGCAGCCUCUUUAGUGGAGCGAUGAACAGCCUACAGUAAUGCCUGCGUACACCUCUACAGGCUGACGGCCACUUGCACAAUUAUACACAUAACCGUAUUAGACCACAUACGAGUAUGCAUUUUUAUUAAUAUCCACACACACACACACUACUACUACUACUACUAAUCGAGUAUGGCGAUCAUCCAGCUACGAUACAAU